This is a messenger RNA of Manis pentadactyla (Chinese pangolin), 669 nucleotides long. RefSeq names its product NADH:ubiquinone oxidoreductase complex assembly factor 2 (gene NDUFAF2). The coding region runs from base 97 to 606 and encodes 169 amino acids. Gene Ontology annotation, cellular component: membrane. The record is from RefSeq and is a predicted model, not a curated record. The transcript has 4 exons. Gene Ontology annotation, biological process: mitochondrial respiratory chain complex I assembly. NCBI's taxonomy places the organism in Eukaryota, Metazoa, Chordata, Mammalia, Pholidota, Manidae.
GGCGGGCGGGGAGGCGGUCGCGGGCGGAGUCGGCGGCUGGGGCGUUGCUGCAGGGGUCCCAGCGGGUCCCACUGCCCCUCGCAGUACGCAGAGCGCAUGGCUUGGGUUCAGAGUGUUUUCCGCGCCCUGCGCAGAUCGCUGUCAAAGGAAGUGAAGAAGCAGGUGGGCACAGACCGGUUCGGUAACAAAUACUACUAUAUCCCGGAGUACAAGAACUGGAGAGGACAAACUAUUCGAGAGAAAAGAAUUGUAGAAGCAGCAAAUGAAAGAGAAGUAGACUAUGAAGUAGGGGAUAUACCAACAGAAUGGGAAGCUUGGAUUAGAAGAACAAGAAAGACUCCACCUACUAUGGAGGAAAUACUAAAAAAUGAAAAAUAUAGAGAAGAAAUUAAAACAAAAAGUGAAGAUUAUGAAAAAGAAGAAAAACUCCUUAGUAAAGAAAGCAAUGAAGGACACCUGGCUCCACCACUUCAAACUCAGAUUAAAGGGCAUGCCUCUGCUCCACCCUUCGGAAAGGAAGAACCCUCAGCGGCUCCAACCAGCACUGGUAAAACCUUUCAACCAGGAUCCUGGAUGCCACAAGAUGGCAAGAGAGACAAUCAAUAAAUGCACUGUGAUAGAAUCAUUUAUGUGACUGUUUAACAAAUAAAAGUAAAAAGUUACUUUGUA